GUUUCUCUCAAAGCAUCUUGCAUCAGCCUGUGGAUGUAUGCCUACCGCCGGGCUCCUUCACCGGCAAAGGGGAAAAAGAAGCGUUUCACAACAAAUUCUUUUUUUGGGGGGGGAGGGUUGGGGGGACGUAGUGGAUUAUAACUCUGUUCUUCUUUCCAAAUCUGUGUACUCCUGGAUGCACGGAUAUCUACAAGUAGUCUGGAGUUCCAUGCGCUAGAAAGUUCCAAGGCUUGUGGCUUGCAGCGAAGACGCUGUGACAGUCGAAGAGACGCAGAAGCCAGCUGUCGUGGAGGAUCCUGCUGUCGGAGAAUGUUCUGCACCCAUGGAUGCUCCAGUUCCAGCACCAUCUUCUGAGCUGACCUCCAUUCCCAGGAUGCCCUUGGUGCUGCUCCUGCUGCUGCCCCUCUUGAGUUCUGCGAAAGCUCAGGUUAAUCCAGCCAUAUGCCGCUAUCCUCUGGGCAUGUCAGGAGGCCACAUUCCAGAUGAGGACAUCACAGCUUCCAGUCAGUGGUCAGAAUCCACAGCCGCCAAAUAUGGAAGGCUGGACUCAGAAGAAGGGGAUGGAGCCUGGUGCCCUGAGAUUCCAGUGGAACCCGAUGACUUGAAGGAGUUCCUACAGAUUGACUUGCACACCCUGCACUUUAUUACUCUGGUGGGGACCCAAGGGCGCCAUGCCGGGGGCCAUGGCAUUGAAUUUGCCCCCAUGUACAAGAUCAAUUACAGUCGGGAUGGCACUCGCUGGAUCUCUUGGCGGAAUCGGCAUGGGAAACAGGUGCUGGAUGGGAAUAGUAACCCCUAUGACAUUUUCCUAAAGGACUUGGAGCCACCCAUCGUGGCUAGAUUUGUCCGCUUCAUUCCAGUCACUGACCACUCCAUGAAUGUGUGCAUGCGGGUGGAGCUCUAUGGCUGUGUCUGGCUAGAUGGCUUGGUGUCUUACAGUGCUCCAGCGGGACAGCACUUCGUACUCCCUGGAGGCUCCAUCAUUUACCUCAAUGAUUCUGUCUAUGAUGGAGCUGUUGGGUACAGCAUGACUGAAGGGUUGGGCCAGCUGACAGAUGGGGUAUCUGGCUUGGAUGACUUCACUCAGACCCACGAAUACCACGUGUGGCCGGGCUAUGACUACGUGGGCUGGAGGAAUGAAAGUGCUCCCAGUGGUUACAUCGAGAUCAUGUUUGAAUUUGACCGAAUCAGGAAUUUCACGACCAUGAAGGUCCACUGCAACAACAUGUUUGCCAAAGGUGUGAAGAUUUUUAAGGAGGUACAGUGUUACUUCCGCUCAGAGGCCAACGAGUGGGAACCAAACGCUCUGUCCUUCCCCCUUGUCCUGGACGACGUCAACCCCAGUGCUCGGUUUGUCACGGUGCCCCUCCACCACCGCAUGGCCAGCGCCAUCAAGUGCCAAUACCAUUUUGCUGAUACCUGGAUGAUGUUCAGUGAGAUCACCUUCCAAUCAGAUGCUGCAAUGUACAACAACUCUGGAGCCCUGCCCACCUCACCUGUGGCACCCACAACCUAUGAUCCAAUGCUUAAAGUCGAUGACAGUAACACACGGAUCCUGAUUGGCUGCUUGGUGGCCAUCAUCUUCAUCCUCCUGGCCAUCAUUGUCAUCAUCCUCUGGAGGCAGUUCUGGCAGAAAAUGCUGGAGAAGGCUUCCCGGAGGAUGCUGGAUGAUGAAAUGACAGUCAGCCUCUCCCUGCCCAGCGAGUCCAGCAUGUUCAACAAUAACCGCUCCUCGUCGCCAAGUGAGCAGGAGUCCAAUUCCACUUACGAUCGCAUCUUUCCCCUUCGCCCUGACUACCAGGAGCCAUCGCGGUUGAUACGAAAACUCCCAGAGUUUGCUCCAGGGGAAGAAGAGUCAGGCUGCAGUGGCGUUGUGAAGCCUGCUCAGCCCAGCGGGCCGGAGGGGGCGCCCCACUACGCAGAGGCUGACAUCGUGAACCUGCAGGGGGUGACCGGAGGCAACACCUACUCAGUGCCUGCUGUCACCAUGGACCUGCUUUCAGGGAAAGAUGUGGCCGUGGAAGAGUUCCCCAGGAAACUCCUGACAUUCAAGGAGAAGCUGGGAGAAGGCCAGUUCGGGGAGGUUCAUCUCUGUGAAGUGGAGGGGAUGGAAAAAUUCAAAGACAAAGAUUUUGCCCUAGAUGUCAGUGCCAACCAGCCUGUCCUGGUGGCCGUGAAAAUGCUCCGAGCAGAUGCCAACAAGAAUGCCAGGAAUGAUUUUCUUAAGGAGAUAAAGAUCAUGUCCCGGCUCAAGGACCCAAACAUUAUCCGCCUCUUAGCUGUCUGCAUCACCGACGACCCUCUGUGCAUGAUCACUGAGUACAUGGAGAAUGGAGAUCUCAAUCAGUUUCUUUCCCGCCACGAGCCCCCCAGUUCUGCCUCCAGCAAUGCACCCACUGUCAGUUAUGCCAACCUAAAGUUUAUGGCUACACAGAUUGCCUCCGGCAUGAAGUACCUUUCCUCCCUUAAUUUUGUCCACCGAGAUCUGGCCACACGAAACUGCUUAGUGGGUAAGAACUAUACCAUCAAGAUAGCUGACUUUGGAAUGAGCAGAAACCUGUACAGCGGUGAUUACUACCGAAUCCAGGGCCGGGCAGUGCUCCCCAUCCGCUGGAUGUCUUGGGAGAGUAUCUUGCUGGGCAAAUUCACGACAGCGAGCGACGUGUGGGCCUUUGGGGUGACUCUGUGGGAGACAUUCACCUUUUGCCAGGAGCAGCCCUAUUCCCAGCUGUCAGAUGAGCAGGUCAUCGAGAAUACUGGAGAGUUCUUCCGGGACCAAGGGAGGCAGACGUACCUCCCGCAGCCUGCCAUGUGCCCGGACUCUGUGUACAAGCUGAUGCUCAGCUGCUGGAGAAGAGAUACCAAGCACCGUCCGUCGUUCCAGGAAAUCCACCUUCUGCUCCUUCAGCAAGGGGACGAAUGACGCGCUCACUGCCUGGCCACAUCCCGAUGGCCCGGGUCCUUCUCGCGAGACCUGCCACUCGCUCACCCACGCCUAAGCCACUCCAUCUGGACAUUGAAUGGGCUCGGGAGAUGGAGGCUUGUUGGCUUCUCUCUCUCUGUCCCUGGGCUCCCUUCACUCCACUCCCUCACUCUCUACCCCUGACCCAUAUUUACUCUUUUUUUUUUUUUUUACAUUAAAAAACUAAAAAAAGAAAAAAAAAGCCUAGGGCAGAUAAAAUCUAGUAAAGAAAUCUUACUUAAUAUACCAAAGUGUUGGAUAGCGGGCUAGACAAUUUAGAUAAUUUAUAAAGGUUAAAUAUGCUAUGUUUAUAAAUGUGCAGAUGCUACAAUGUUUUUCCCAUGUCACCUUUUAAAAUGUAUUUUCAGAAUGAAAAACUUGAAGAAUACUAAUGUCUUAGGAAACAUGAUGAGGCUUAGGGAAAACACUCGGUAAGAGUGGAGAAUCGGAUGGAAUGGUUGGUAUUCAGCAACUGGUCAUGGAUUUCUGGGUUUCCUAAUUUGGCCCUCUGGACGUGUCCUACCCUCUGCGUUUCUCUCUCCUGUCAAAGCAGAUGAUACGUGCUUGAAAAACCCCUGCUUCUCGGAGUGGGUGUUUUGUUCACUCAUGGGUAGGGGUCAGGGGUAAGGUCUAUGUGGUCUAUUUGUGUAGACAAUACAAAGGAUGUGCAUAAGAGAGAAUGUCCGUCCAAGGCUGUAUGAAGGGGAAUUGUCACUUGCCAAAAAAGUACCUCAUGCACGGAAGGAUUCUUGAACAGAGAAUGGACAUGGGAAAAGAGGUCUGUGGGGGACAGGCAAUAGGUAUACUAUUCACCUGUGAUUUCUGCAGAAGGUCCUCUUCUCGUUCAGAUGUUUCCAGGUGUGUGUUUCGCUGAGACCCUGGUUUUGAGUCCAUAAAGCCUGGUGUUUUGAUGUCUGAAUCACGGGCCCUUAGGUUCAUCUUCUGUAAGUCUUCCAGCUCUUUUGGCAGAUGUAUCCCCUAGAGGACCCCUCUCUGAAGGCCAUGUAUUGUAGGGAGUAGAUCUGCGUGUUUGCAGAAUGUUGACCAAAGAGGGCUGAGGAGGAAAGUUACAAGCAGAUGGACUUCCACUCCUUAUUCAAGAAAGCCUAGUCCUCAGAACACACAGGGCAGUCGGGCCACCUCCAGAGGGCGGGGCAUGGGGAGGGGGGAGUCCUUUGUCCCUGAAGAGCUUCAGAUGUAGGCUUUCAAACACAAGGUCAUAUGAGAUGGUAUUUAAUGUCUUUGUCUCCCUAAGAGUCCUUGAUUUCAGAGAGACACGGGGUGAGCACAAUAGGGAAGUCAUUCCCUGUUCCUGCUUCGUACACACUCGGGGAUGGUGUGGGCAGCAGAAGAGAAUCGUGAAGGUCUGGGUUCAGAACUCAUGGAGACUGAUACAUUGUCGAAUGAGUCCCCUCAGAACAGAUUGGGAGCUCUGUGCUCCACAACGGCUCAGAUUUUAAUGGGAAGCAAGAAAGGAGGCCUCUCCGCUCCUGCUGAGGAGAAAUCAGAAAAACUUACAGAAUAAACUUCCCCAGCUCAGAAGAAGUAGUCUUGAGUUGUCCUUCCUUGGGUCUGCUGCUGGAGCCCUCACUUGGUCCCCCUUGUGCACAGUCGCUCAGGGACUUGACUCUUCUCCCCUGGUCAGCUUUCAGCAGUGCUCCAGGCUACCGCAGAAGUGAACUUUCCAAAUCCGCAGAUGCUCUUGUGACCCUGGCAUAUACCUGCCCCUAUUGCUGUCCUUUGACUCUGGGCUUCCGCCUCCCCCAGGACUAAUUCUGUGGAGAUUGUAGGUUUGGGAGUCAGGAGAGCGUUAGUUUGGAAAUUGGUCCUACUCUGCCCCAGGCCAAGUGUGUCACCUUGGACAAGUCACUUCACCUUUCUGGAUGCCCAUUUCCCUCUCGGUAAAAUGAGGACAUUGGAUUAAAGGGGCUUAAAGCCUCUCCCAUCCUAAAAUGUGCAGGGGUGGUUGGACAAUUGGAUGGACAGUUAAUACGGAUUCCCUUAUCUGGUCCUCUCCUGCUCUGAAAAUCGUGGUCAGUGGAAGGAGUCGUGCAGGGAACUUACUAUAACAGUAACGGUCAUGGCUGCCACGGGUACAGUGCUCUGAAGUGUCACCAGGUGUUUCCACAGACCCAGUCUCAGUUCAUAUGUGCGGGGCCAGACAUGUCCUUAUCCCUUAUGUUCUGCCCUCAGGACCUGGACAACUUCAUCUAUUAGAGAGCUUUCUAAAGAAACAGAACCAAUAGGAUAGCUAUACCUAGAUAUAUAGAAUUUAUUUUAAUGGACUGGCCCACAUGGUUAUGGGGCUUCAGGGUCUCACCAUCUGCCUCCUGCAAGCUGGAGACCCGGGAAAGGUUUUGAGAAACAGAGGGCAGGAGAUGUUCUAGCUCAGCGGUCAGGCAGAGAGCAUGAAUUCCCCCUUCCUCCAUCUUUUUUCAUCUACUUCCCCCUGCUCUCAGAGGAUUUGAUGAGCCCCCGCAACACACACACACAUACACACAUGCACACGCACGCACGCACUGGCACGCAUGGGAGAGGGCAAUGUGUUUCACUCAGUGCACCCAUUCAAAUGCUAGCAUCGUCUGGGAACACCCUCACAGACCCAUCCAGAAGUAGUGUUUCAACUGGGCACCCCCUGCCCCUGUCCCAGAGACACAUAAACUUAAUCACCUCACUGCAGUAGAAUCAAAGGGCCUUGAAAUCAGGACUGGCAGCCUAUUCUCCAUCCGCCUGCUUCUGGGAGGGCUCCAUGCACACGGUGCCCACGAGGUCUUGUGUGGCAAGAGAAGACAGCAUCAUUUCCCCAUCUUUGCCUCAUCUCUCUGCUUCUUUCUUUUUCCCUUUCUGCCUCAACUCACUGCAUUCCAUCAUCCCAUUAAAAAAAAAAUCAUAUUGAAAAUCAACUUAGUGUGUCUGGAUUUUCCUGGCCUUGAGUCACAGAGUGAUCUGUUUCAAGUGGCUGGCAAGCAAGCGUGUCCCGUACAGUGACCCUCUCCUGGGAAGAGGACGCACAUUUUCUGGCUUUGAGCCUCCUCUGUCACAGACACAGGUCUUGCGUCUAGCCUGGUCAGACCCACAGAGCCUCGCUGCACAGACCCAAGAGACCCAACAGAGGACACGGUGAAGGAUUAGUACAUUGAAUUUAGAAGUAGCUCCAACCUCGACGAGAAGAAUGUAGCUGGGAAGUUUUAGAAAGGGACACAGGAAAAGGGACAGCCACCCACGGGGCCCUGCUAGUGUGUAGUGAGUUGUCCUCUUCAUGACACACGUGAAAUAGUUUAUGUCCAGAUUGUGUUUGUGGAAUGGUGGAUUUAAAUUUAUACUUUUGCGGUGAAUGGGCUGACCACUAGGUCCACAUCUUGAUGUGCCGGCUGGACACAGAUGUGAUUAGGCGAGAUCUGGAGUGGGAAGGGGCACUGGGUAGAGAAUGUGGUUUUCGUGCUGUGGAAAGGUCACUUGCAAGUGCAAGAGACAGUGUAACAAUGAGCAUUGUAUGGACGUGGCGUCAAAAAUGAAGCGGUGAAAGUGCACGUGGCUGAGUGGGGGCGGCGGGGGAGGGGCCAGAGAGGAGGCAACACAAAAAGAGGUACGGGAGGGUACAGGACACAGGGCAGGACAGGGCAGGGCAGGGAGGAGCAGGUGGCACAGGUAGGAGUCUGCGCUGAAGCAGGAGAGCGCGCAUCUCUGAAGAGAGGUCCGAGGGAGGGCAGAAAAGCAAGUGUCUUGAAGAUAAAGGAUAACUACAAGAGAGAAAGGAAUUCUGGAUGAUAGAGAUUAUGGAAGUAUUUACUAAGAAAUAAAAAGGCAGGUGCCGUGUAUGAAAAGGAAGGGGGCUUUUCAGAGUCUUCAGGAAGGGCAAGUCCUAACAGACACACGUAAGCAACCAUCAGGGAAGGGUCUUCUAGGUUCGGAGGGGGCCCCAGGCUGAAGUUAGGCAAGACUAAGUCUUGUUUGAUAUCUGUGCAAGGAGGUACGUGCCACGUUGGAACCAUGUGUUUUUCUAGUCCCAUCCAGACUUCCCACAAGAAAGCCAUGAUGUAGGGCUAAGCCAUGUGUUUUGAGUAAUGGGGAACAGGAGAAGGGGUGUGUCUGCAAGAGGGAGAGAGGAAGAUGGUCCAAGGAAAUAUUCUAAAAUGGAACAGCAUCUGUUUUGCCCAAAACUGAAAAAAAAAAUGAAGAAACUUAACAGUUAGGGCUUAGAUUACUCCAACAUAUGGCUAUUAAUCUUUGAUCCGAGCUUGAAUUUAUAUACCUGCCAUCUUGUUCUCUUCAGCAAGACCUCUGACUUCUGGCCGAGCAUAUGGUAGGUCUCUAAAUAUUUCUGGAAGUUGCAGAUCCUGAUCUAUGCUGGGAAAUCCUUCUGAAUUGAAAUUUAACAUUUUUAUAGAAACAGAUGAAUGUCUUUUCCACUUGGUAAAUGUCUUGGAAUGCUGAAUCAAGAUGGAAAGAGACCAGAAUGGUUAACGGUGAUUGGAUUGCUGGCAUUUUGAGUUCCCUGGCACAAUUAGCUGUAUUGCUUGGUGGCAGACAAGUGGUGGGUAAUUAUUUACUUGCCGUAUCUUCUUUUUUUAAUUUGUUAUUUUGAAAUACUUUUAAGACUCACAAGAAGUUGGGAAAAUAGAGUAGUUUUACCCUAACACCAGGCUUUCCCCAUUGAUAACAUCUUCCAUAACCAUCGUCUAUUUUCAAACCCAGAAGGUUCACUUUUGUAAUACUAUUAACUAGACUAUAGACCUUAUGCAGAUUUCACUGUGGUUUUUUUUUUAACAUGUAUUUAUUUAGUUUCUGGACACUUCAUCCCUUUCUGAUUUGUAACCUGGCCUUGCUUGGAUGCAGCAGAAAAAACACUAUCUGGUUACGAUUCUACAAAAUUCUAAAGAGAAUAUAACAAAUUAAUCUGUAACUUUAUCAACAAGCAAUAUCCUGCCUAGACUGCUUCCACAGUCAGCCUAUUCUGACUAGUUUGGCUAUUUAGCAACUGGAACAAUCCAGGAACAACUUAGAAGGAUUUGGAAACGCAGGGGCAGGGAGAUCUGCAUGGAUCUUGCUGACAAGAGAAUCAGAUGUGGGGCAUUCUGGAUGGUUCCUGCGGUUCCUAUAAGUGAGUAGGGUUUGUAAUGGUGUCGGGCAGGGGACUUAGGGUUAAAACCAGUAUUUUGGUCAAGAGCUGGGUGGAACUUAGUUAAUGGCACUGGGGCCGGCUUGUGGAAGGAAGAGAGUACAAUGGCAUAGAGUCCUUUAGUGUGUGAUGAAACACAAAGGUCAGAAUGGUAGAGACGUUUCAUUUGCCUGAAUAUCAGUUCUUAAGUGGAAUAACAGCUAUAUUGGACCAAAUUAAAUGUAAACACAGAAAUAACCUGAGGGUAGGGACUUGAAACAGCAGUGAGUUUUGUGAUGGUAUCUUUCACCUGCCCUAUUUGUGGGUCACAGGACGGUUACUGGGUUCACACUGCUUUCUGCAUGUCCUGUCAAGUUCCAAGCACGUAGUGAGCACUCAACAAAUAUUCUCUGACUGUUGUUUUUGGAAUGAAUAAAAGAAACUGAAACUUGUCACCCAGCAUAACUGGGAUGAAUUUAGGGAGAACUGCUUUGCUAUAAUGCAGAGAGUUUAUUUUCCAAUGAAGAAAGAGAGAAAAGUGCCCAGGCUCGUACCUGGUGCAGUACAUUCUCCAUUCGUGUAUUUUCUGAGGAUGAAAUAGAUCUAUGGAGAUCUGUAUCAUUCUUUGGAGUCGUUAGGCAGCAGCAAGGCAGUUCUCUCAAGGCACCCCAUCAAGAGCAGGGAGGGACUCUGGCCCCAAACUCAGCCCAUUUUGAAACAAGCUUUCUGGUUUCUCGAGCAGACACCUGUCAAGAACCCUUAAAGGGGAAGGAUCAGAGUCCCAAGCCAGCCUAACCCACAUUCCCAAAAGCAUAUGGGGGAGGAAUUUGCAAAGAGACUCAAGGGAAAGCACAAUGCAAUGAGGCGAUCACCUGUUUUCUUGAAAAGAGGCUUAGAAAUGGUUGGAAUUGGGUAGGAUUCCUGCAAACACACCCAAGAUUUUGUAACCCAGCCUAUUCAUUUUAUGUCCUUUACUACUCAUGAUAUCCUGUUCUUCUACCCUGUUGUCUGCUAUCUUUUUCUGAGGACUGAGUUUCUGAACCAGCAUGGCUCACUCUUCCUGUGAGGAAGGAAUCUCUGGACCUUGUUUUGUAGGCUUUGGAGGACAAUGUGUCUUAUCAAGGGGUAGAGCAAACCGACUGAUCUCUGCUUGAAACUAUCAUAGUCAUCCCAAAAUAGAAUACGUAAAAGUUCUCUGUAUUAGAAAAAGAAACAAGAUACCCAUUGUAUAUUUUCUUUUCUUUAUUUAUUCUCUGUACGUCUGUCAGAUGAUAAAUUGUAAAUAACAAUGAUUAAAGAAAUAUGCUACUGA
This is a messenger RNA of Neogale vison (American mink), 9372 nucleotides long. RefSeq names its product discoidin domain receptor tyrosine kinase 2 (gene DDR2). Gene Ontology annotation, cellular component: signaling receptor complex; membrane. NCBI's taxonomy places the organism in Eukaryota, Metazoa, Chordata, Mammalia, Carnivora, Mustelidae. Gene Ontology annotation, biological process: protein phosphorylation; multicellular organism development; positive regulation of kinase activity. The transcript is spliced from 18 exons. The record is from RefSeq and is a predicted model, not a curated record. Gene Ontology annotation, molecular function: collagen binding; protein tyrosine kinase collagen receptor activity; ATP binding. Bases 323 to 2923 code for a protein of 866 amino acids.